AUGGGGAUGGAGAUCAUGACAGGGAUGGUGAUGGAGAUGGGGACAGGCAAAAUGGUGGGGAUGGAGAAGGUGAUGGAGGAGGGAGCCUGCACAAAGCUGGACGAGGACAUCCUGGACAUCCCCUUGGACGAUCCCGACGCCAACGCGGCGGCCGCCAAGAUCCAGGCUAGUUUCCGUGGCCAUAUGACCCGCAAGAAGAUCAAAGGGGGAGAAAUCGAUCGGAAAACCAAGGACGCCGAGUGCGCCAACAGCACCCGCGGCGGCGACCUCCGCAACGGAGACUAG
Manacus vitellinus (golden-collared manakin) is the source of this 285-nucleotide messenger RNA. RefSeq names its product neurogranin. Gene Ontology annotation, molecular function: calmodulin binding. The transcript has 2 exons. NCBI's taxonomy places the organism in Eukaryota, Metazoa, Chordata, Aves, Passeriformes, Pipridae. The record is from RefSeq and is a predicted model, not a curated record. The coding region runs from base 1 to 285 and encodes 94 amino acids.